Messenger RNA from Mauremys reevesii (Reeves's turtle), 3198 nucleotides. It is a transcript of the gene SLC44A4, whose product is annotated as solute carrier family 44 member 4. Gene Ontology annotation, molecular function: thiamine pyrophosphate transmembrane transporter activity. Gene Ontology annotation, biological process: thiamine pyrophosphate transmembrane transport; choline transport. Lineage: Eukaryota; Metazoa; Chordata; Testudines; Geoemydidae. Gene Ontology annotation, cellular component: plasma membrane. The record is from RefSeq and is a predicted model, not a curated record. Bases 68 to 1903 code for a protein of 611 amino acids. The transcript is spliced from 17 exons.
CAAACCCUACGUGUUGUAUUUCGACCUGCUCCAGUGCGUCACCUCCCUCAACAUCCUGGCAGCCGCGAUGAACGGGCUGCAGUGUCCGACCACGCAGGUCUGUGUCGCUUCCUGCCCCGACGCCUUCUGGGUGGUGCCGCCCGCGGGAUACCUGCCUGGGGCGAAGCCGGCGGCCGUGCUGAACCAGAGCUGGUGUGACCCCAGCCUCAACCUGUCCGAUACCAGCCUGACAGUGUCAGAGAUUCUGAACCGGGAGCUCUGCCCUCGAUACACCAUCGCAUCUGCGCCAACCUUCAAUCGCUGCUUCCCCGAUUUCAACACGAGCGGCCUGAGCAGCUUCGCCCUGCCGGGCCGGACGCCCAACGAGACCAAGGAGCUGCUCUCGUCCGGAGCCCAGCCGAUCGUGGAGUCUCUGAACGCCAAGGACAUCGGGAUGAAAAUCUUUGAGGAUUUUGCCAGCAGCUGGUACUGGAUCCUCAUCGGGCUGCUGAUCGCCAUGGUGCUGAGCCUCCUGUUCCUGCUGCUGCUGCGGCUGGUGGCCGGGGUGCUGGUCUGGGUGCUGAUCCUCGGGGUGCUGGCCGUCACCGCCUACGGGAUCUACCACUGCUGGCGGGAGUACAGCACCUUGCGCACGGCCGGCGCCACCAUCAGCAACGUCGGCUUCACCACCAACCUCAGCGUCUACUCCAACGUGCAGGAGACGUGGCUGGCGGCCCUGAUAAUCCUGGCCGUGGUGGAAGGCGUCCUCCUCCUCCUCCUCAUCUUCCUCCGCAAGCGCAUCCUCGUCGCCAUUGCGCUCAUCCAGGAGUCCAGCCGAGCCAUCGGCUACAUGAUGUCCACCCUGUUCUACCCCCUGAUCACGUUCCUCCUGCUGCUCAUCUGUGUGGCCUACUGGGCCAUGACGGCUCUCUAUCUGGCCACGUCCGGGACUCCCUUGUAUCGUGUCACCAGCGGCAACUCCAGCGACCCCAGGUGCUCCGGCAUCUCGGGCAACGAGACCUGCAACCCCAUGACGUUCAACGCCUCCCGCUACCAGCCCUGCCCGGCCGCCGGCUGCACCUUCUACAAGUACAACGACGAGGGGCUCUACCAGCGCAACCUCUUCAACCUGCAGCUCUACAACGUGCUGGGGCUGCUCUGGGCGGCCAACUUCGCGCUGGCGCUGGGGCAGUGCGUGCUGGCCGGCGCCUUCGCCUCCUACUACUGGGCGCGGGACAAGCCCCGGGACAUCCCGGCCUGCGCCGUGGGGAGCAGCUUCCUGCGCACGCUGCGGUACCACACGGGGUCGCUGGCUUUCGGAGCCCUGAUCCUCACCAUCGUCCAGCUGAUCCGCAUCGUCCUGGAAUACCUGGACCACAAACUCAAAGGAGCGCAGAACCCCUUCACCCGCUGCCUGCUUUGCUGCCUCAAAUGCUGCUUCUGGUGCCUGGAGAAAUUCAUCAAAUUCCUCAACAGGAACGCCUACAUCAUGAUUGCGAUCUACGGGAAGAAUUUCUGCACCUCCGCCAAGAAUGCCUUCAAACUGCUCAUGCGCAACAUCGUUAGGGUGGUGGUACUGGACAAGGUGACGGACCUGCUGCUGCUCUUUGGGAAGCUGCUGGUGGUGGGGGGCGUCGGGGUCCUGGGGUUCUUCUUCUUCUCGGGCCAGAUCCCGAUCUCCGACUCCCGGUUCCGCUCGCCCUCCCUCAACUACUACUGGCUGCCUAUCCUGACGGUGGUGGUGGGCGCCUACCUGAUCGCCCAGGGCUUCUUCAGCGUCUACAGCAUGUGUGUGGACACGCUCUUCCUCUGCUUCUUGGAGGACCUGGAGCGCAACGACGGCUCGGUGGAGAAGCCGUACUACAUGUCGUCCUCCCUCAUGAAGAUCCUCAACAAGAAGAACAAGAAGGCGGAGACGAAAUAGCCCCCCCAAAUGUGGGGUGCUGCCCCUCCCCCAUCACUCCAUUUCCUGUCGGGGGUCCCCCAUUCGUCCCCCUGCCCGGUGGCCAUCUUGCAUUGCAGGUCCCUUCCCCUCGAUGGCGUCACGUCCUGUGGGCCAUAUCAUAGCGUAGGCCUGCUCCCCUCCCCCACCAUUGCCACCUCCCGCUCGAUGGCAUCACUUCCUGUGGGCCAUACUGUAGCAUAGGCCUGCUCCCCUCCCACCAUUGCCAACCUCCCGCUCGAUGGCAUCACUUCCUGUGGGCCAUAUCGUAGCGUAGGCCUGCUCCCCUCCCCCACCAUUGCCAACCUUCCCCUCGAUGGCAUCACUUCCUGUCGGCCAUAUUGUAGCGUAGGCCUGCUCCCCUCCCCCACCAUUGCCAACCUUCCCCUCGAUGGCGUCACGUCCUGUGGGCCAUAUUGUAGCGUAGGCCUGCUCCCCUCCCCCACCAGUGCCAACCUUCCCCUCGAUGGCAUCACUUCCUGUGGGCCAUAUCAUAGCGUAGGCCUGCUCCCCUCCCCCACCAUUGCCAACCUCCCGCUCGAUGGCGUCACUUCCUGUCUUCCAUAUUGUAGCGUAGGCCUGCUCCCUUCCCACCAUUGCCAACCUCCCGCUCGAUGGCGUCACUUCCUGUGGGCCAUAUCGUAGCGUAGGCCUGCUCCCUUCCCACCAUUGCCAACCUCCCGCUCGAUGGCGUCACUUCCUGUCGGCCAUAUUGUAGCGUAGGCCUGCUCCCCUCCCACCAUUGCCACCUCCCGCUCGAUGGCGUCACUUCCUGUGGGCCAUAUCGUAGCCUGGGCCUGCUACUUAAGUGACUGCAGCCGAGCUCCGUCACAUUAGCUCCACUUCCUGUCGGCCAUUUAACUGGGGGGGCCUGGGCCGUAGUCCCGGCCGCCGCCUCUCCGGCCUGGUUCCUCCAUGUCAUGUGCCAUCCGCCCCAUUUUACUUGUCCCAGGCCCACUUCCUGUCUCAGCCCGGGUCACAUCCUGUCCGCCCGCAGCCUGCCCUUUAUCCUGCCAAUGGCCACUGUGCUUUCAAUCCCAGGCCCACUUCCUGUCUGUAAGUGUGUCACUUCCUGUCCAUGGCCAAUCCAGGCCAUGCCACAUGCUUUAGGAAUUACCAUAAUCAAGAGCCAUCUCCCCUAUAUACCAACCCCCCGUCCCCCCCAGUGGCUUAGCCACGGAAAUGCUGCAGCUAGAGCCUCUCAGGGCGUCUCUCCGCAGAGACCAAGGGCAUUAUGUAGGAAGAAGAGAUUUUAUUAAAGAUGAUUUAUUGAUUAA